Messenger RNA from Cooperia oncophora, 291 nucleotides. The record is from the annotation of a GenBank genome assembly. Lineage: Eukaryota; Metazoa; Nematoda; Chromadorea; Rhabditida; Trichostrongylidae.
AUGACUCCGGCUUCUUUCGGGCAUCACCUACAGAAGAAAUGGGUGUUCCCUAUUACGCUUGCGCAGGAGUAUCUUCCAUUCCUCACCAACCUCAGUCUUUCUGAAGAUAAAAACAAGUUUGCUGUGGAUUACAGAAAGGCUGAUCCCAUUUAUCUCAAUAACUUGGACACUGAUACGCGUUACAAGCACUGGAAGAACAGCGUCAAAAUGUUGCUCGAGCCCUACUACCCUGGCAGGAGGAACUAUUGUAUGCAAGAGAUCGGACUUGUUACCGACACGCUCACUGAUUGA